This is a messenger RNA of Diachasmimorpha longicaudata, 694 nucleotides long. RefSeq names its product single-stranded DNA-binding protein, mitochondrial (gene mtSSB). Gene Ontology annotation, cellular component: mitochondrial nucleoid. The coding region runs from base 145 to 582 and encodes 145 amino acids. The transcript has 4 exons. The record is from RefSeq and is a predicted model, not a curated record. Gene Ontology annotation, molecular function: single-stranded DNA binding. Lineage: Eukaryota; Metazoa; Arthropoda; Insecta; Hymenoptera; Braconidae. Gene Ontology annotation, biological process: positive regulation of helicase activity; mitochondrial DNA replication.
UUUUUCGGAGGGAAUGAAGGGAAUAGAAUUCGAAAUAUCCACGUUAUCUCUUCCGAACACUCGAGGGCAAUUUUUCGUUCCAAUCCCGCCACGAUACACCACAAAGUAUUUUUAUCAUAAUUCCAAGUGAUUGACAACACCAUAAUGUUCUCGAGUAAGGUUAUGACACGCGUGUGCCACCAAGUCAGCCGGCUAUCUCCAAGAUUUGCGUCUGGAGUUCCUGAAAAUACGAGGAUUGAAAAAACACUGAAUCAAGUAUCUUUGUUGGGCAGAGUUGGUGCAGAUCCUCAGAGGAGAGGAACUGAAGAACAUCCAGUGGUUGUUUUCUCACUGGCAACUCACACUAAUUACAAAUACGAAGGAGGAGAUUAUGUUCAGAGAACAGACUGGCACAGAGUCUGCGUCUUCAAACCCCAUCUUCGCGACUCAGUCUACGAAUACCUGAAGAAGGGUCAAAGGGUCAUGGUGAAUGGCCGCCUGAGCUACGGAGAAAUUAAAGACGAGGCUGGAAAUCCGAAAGCCACGACAGCGGUUAUCGCCGACGACGUGAUAUUUUUCCAGAAUACUCAAAAGGACUACUAAUAGCCAAUCUCUCUGUACUUCCACCAUAAUCUUAAGCCCCGAUCGCAAUCAUUUCCUGUAUUUUGUUUGUUCACAUCGUAUAAACAAUAAAAACAUAAUUUUUUAAAAAGCA